Vicia villosa (hairy vetch) is the source of this 828-nucleotide messenger RNA. RefSeq lists its product as uncharacterized. Gene Ontology annotation, molecular function: catalytic activity. The record is from RefSeq and is a predicted model, not a curated record. The transcript has a single exon. Bases 1 to 828 code for a protein of 275 amino acids. Lineage: Eukaryota; Viridiplantae; Streptophyta; Magnoliopsida; Fabales; Fabaceae.
AUGAAGAUACUCAGCUGGAAUUGCCGGGGUUUGAGCAGCCCGCGUGCAAUUCCUAAUCUAAAGAAAUUGGCUCAACGAUAUCAACCGGAUAUCAUAUUUCUUUCUGAAACCUUAGCCAAAUCAAGGAAGUUAGAAUCUAUUCGCAUUUUGUUAAAAUAUGAAGCUUGUCUGGCGGUGGACGUCGAGGGCAGAAGCGGCGGUCUUGCUGUCCUGUGGAAACAUAACAGUACGUGCAGCAUCGUGAAUUAUUCCCGAAACUUUAUUAAUCUCCAUGUUAAAGAAGAUAAUAAAGAAGAGUGGAGAUUGACCUGUUACUACGGGUAUCCUGAAAGAAGCAGAAGGAGACUAGCUUGGGAGCUGCUACGUGAGUUACAUGGCUCUUCGAACUUACCGUGGUGUAUCAUCGGUGAUUUUAACGAUUUGUUAUCCCAAGCCGACAAAGUGGGUCUGCAUCCUCAUCCUAACUGGUUGUGUGCCGGUUUUCAGCAAGUGGUAAGUGACUGCAAUUUAGUCGAUAUCCCGAUUGAAGGACAUCAAUUUACAUGGGUGAAGAGUAGAGGUACCGAACAUAUGAUCGAGGAGAGAUUGGACAGAGCAUUAUCGGACAUGGUUUGGCUCCAAUUAUUUCCUAAUGUUAAGCUCUUGAAUCUUAUUGCGUCUCACUCGGACCAUAGCCCCAUUAUGCUAGACUGCGACCCUAAGCAACAUGUAAAGCGGAAUUUUACGUUUCGCUUUGAAAACAAGUGGCUGAACGAAGUUGGUAUUACUGAAACGGUACAAGAUGGUUGGAAGGGGGGAGGAGCUGGAAAUAGAACAUCGUAUUACUAA